AUGGCCAAGACAACCUUCACCCUUGCGGGUCGCGAGUGGCCCAAGAUCACUUGGUGGAGGACACCGUAUAUGCGGUCUCUCUACCUUUUCCUGUGGGCUGCCAUGCUGACUUCGGCUACUAAUGGAUACGAUGGGUCCCUCAUCAACGGUCUGCAGAGCAUGACCCAGUGGCAGGACUACUUCAACCACCCAAGCCCCUCCAUCAUGGGCCUGUUGACGGCUUCGAUGGCCAUGGGCUCGAUGCUCGCCAUACCUAUCGUCCCGUACUGUGCAGAUCUCCUCGGCAGACGCAUGGGAGUGGUGAUCGGCUGCGCAAUCAUGCUCGUGGGCAUUGCUCUGCUGUCCAUGGGUUUCCACAUCGCCAUGUUCAUCAUUGGUCGCCUUCUACUUGGAUUCGGAAUCGCCAUCGCUCAUGGGUCCGCACCCCUGCUGAUCGCCGAGCUCGUACACCCGCAGCACCGCGCCAUCUACUCGACAAUCUACAACACCCUCUGGUAUCUCGGCUCCCUUAUCGGUGCCUGGGUAUCGUUCGGUACAAACAAUAUCGUUGGGAACUGGGCUUGGCGCGUGCCCUGCCUUCUGCAGGCCAUCCCGUCACUGUUUCAGAUCUUCUUCAUCUGGUUCGUCCCGGAAUCACCGCGGUGGCUGAUCGCCAAGGGGAAGCACGCCAAGGCCAAGGCUAUCCUGACCAAGUACCAUGCCUCGGGUGACGAGAACGACGAGCUGGUCGCCGUUGAGUACCACGAGAUCCAACAGACCAUCUCGCUCGAGCAGGAGUACGAGAAGACCGCGUGGAGUGAGCUCUGGUCGACGCCCGGCAACCGCCACCGUCUCCUUAUCCUCGUCAGCUUUGGCCUGUUCUCCCAGUGGUCUGGCAAUGCCCUGGUCUCGUACUACCUUUCCGGUGUCCUUGAGACGGUCGGCAUCACGGACGACAAGACCAAGCUGGAGAUCAACGGAUACCUCUCCAUCGUGCAGCUCGUCUCAGCCGUUGGCAUCUGCUUCUUUGUCGACAAGAUUGGUCGCCGUCCAUUGUUCCUCACAUCCUGCGUGGGCAUGCUGGUAUCCUUCAUCGUCGAGACUAUCGGAUCCGCCCAGUACGCCAAGACAGAGAGCACUGCAGCUGGCCAUGCAGUCAUUGUCUUCAUUUUCAUCUACUUCAUCUUCUACAACUUGGGAUUCUGCGGUCUCCUCGUUUCGUACUCAACGGAGAUUCUGCCCUACAGGAUUCGCGCCAAGGGUCUCACUGUCAUGUUCCUGUUCGUCGAUAUCGCCCUCUGGUUCAACCAAUAUGUCAACCCCAUCGCCCUGGAGGCCAUCACUUGGAAGUACUACCUCGUCUACGUCUGCUGGAUCGCCUUCGAGACCUUUGUCGUCUGGAAGUGGUUCAUCGAGACCAAGAACACGCCUCUCGAGGAGAUCGCCAAGUACUUCGACGGGGACUCCGCCAUCGUUGGCGGCGACGCUGCUACGGUCAAGGCGCGUCAUCUGGCCGGAGACGAGGACGAGGUCAGCGAGACCAAGGGCGAGCACCCCGUUGUGUCUUCCACAACUCGUGUCUAG
This is a messenger RNA of Diaporthe citri, 1563 nucleotides long. RefSeq lists its product as uncharacterized. The transcript is spliced from 3 exons. Gene Ontology annotation, molecular function: carbohydrate:proton symporter activity. NCBI's taxonomy places the organism in Eukaryota, Fungi, Ascomycota, Sordariomycetes, Diaporthales, Diaporthaceae. Gene Ontology annotation, cellular component: membrane. Gene Ontology annotation, biological process: carbohydrate transport; transmembrane transport. The record is from RefSeq and is a predicted model, not a curated record. The coding region runs from base 1 to 1563 and encodes 520 amino acids.